AUGACGCCACCAUUGCUGUCAAAGCCAGUCGCCGACGAGCCAUUACAGCUGUAUGUCGCCGUCAGCGAAUCAUCGGUAAGUGCCGUCCUGCCAGAGAAGGCAAGACGGCAAUUGCCAGUGUACUAUGUAAGUAAGUCCUUGGUCGACGCCGAAACCAGCUACGACAUCACUUAUCAACCUCGGACAGCAAUAAAGUCGCAAGCAUUAGCGGAUUUUGUGGCGGACUUUAGCCCUACACUAGAAGCAAUAGCCCAAACAGAGGUAAGUAUGCUUGAGGUUAAUACGACUAACAGUAAAUGGAUCUUGCAUGUAGAUGGAUCUUCCAACUUUCGAGGCGCCGGUUUAGGCGUAUUGCUAAAGUCGCCACAAGGGGACAUCAUAGCCCGAGCUGUCAGUUGCGACUUCAAGGCUACCAACAACGAGGCAGAGUACGAGGCAUUGUUAGCAGGAUUAACACUGGCUAAAGAUUUAAAAGCUACCGAGGUUGAAGCAUAUAGUGAUUCAUUGCUCAUCAUUCCCAGGGACCAAAACACACAAGCAGAUGCAUUGGCAAACAUUGGGUCAGCCAUGAGAAAGUCAGGGUUCAAAAGCAUACCUAUAGUACACCUGUCGGCACCAGCGGUCCAUAAAGCAACCACAGCCGAUAAAGCCAACGACGUCGAGACGGAUGUUAACGACAUCGACGUCCGUAAUACUGCUAUGCGUCAACAAGCUGGCAGACCCCGCUUAUCCAAUAUCUUAAGGAUGGACUCUCCCCGAAGACAAGCUACAAGCCAGAAAGGACCAUACCUAAGAUGUCUCGACGGCGACGAAUGCCGGCAAGUGUUACAAGAGAUGCACGACGGAUGUUGCGGCAAUCAUUCGGGAGGACGCAGCCUGUCAAACAGGACCCUACGCAUGGGAUAUUAUUGGCCGACGUUGCGCCGAGACGCUGUCGAGUACGCUAAGAAGUGCGACGCCUGCCAGCGACAUGCCGCCAUGUCACACAAACCUGCGGAACGGCUACACCCUACUAUCACCCCUUGGCCCUUCAUGAGAUGGGGAAUGGACAUCGUCGGAAAACUCCCUCAAGCACCGGGGCAAAAGGUGUUCAUGUUCGGCGUUCCUUCCGAAAUCAUCUGUGACAACGGUUCUCAAUUCAUAAGCACGCCCACAGGAAUUUCUUGGCUAAGUGGAACAUACAACUUAGCACCGCGACGCCUAGGUAUCCUCAGACCAAUGGUCAAGCUGAGUCUAGCAACAAAUCAGUCCUUAAAGUCGUCAAAGGCGUCUCAAAGCAGCCAAAGAACCACCCCCAGGACGGCGACGGGGCAGACCCCUUUUUCCCUAGUCUAUGGGUGUGAAGCUGUCCUUCCCCCUGAGGUACGUAUCCCGACAUCACGUUAUGGAUUACUGACGCCAGACAGGAACGAUGAAGAGUUAAGUCAUGACAUCGUGACAAGUGAAGAAUUGAGGGAAGCGGCCCUUGUUCGAAUGGCGUCACAACAACAGAUAGUGGCUAGAAGCUUUAAUAAAAAUGUCAAGGCUAAAACAUUCAAUGUCGGAGAUUGGGUCUUGAGGGAAGUCUUUCAAAAUACCAAGGAAGUCAAUGCAGGAAAGUUAGCACCUGCAUGGGAAGGCCCAUACAAGAUCCAGAAAGUAGUAGGCAACGGCGCCUAUCGUCUCUGCGCCAAGGAUGGCAAACUCAUACCAAGAAGUUGGAACGCCGUUCACCUUAAGCGCUACCACUUUUAA
Beta vulgaris subsp. vulgaris (sugar beet) is the source of this 1734-nucleotide messenger RNA. RefSeq lists its product as uncharacterized. Gene Ontology annotation, molecular function: RNA-DNA hybrid ribonuclease activity; nucleic acid binding. Bases 1 to 1734 code for a protein of 577 amino acids. The transcript has 6 exons. The record is from RefSeq and is a predicted model, not a curated record. NCBI's taxonomy places the organism in Eukaryota, Viridiplantae, Streptophyta, Magnoliopsida, Caryophyllales, Amaranthaceae.